Molecule: messenger RNA, 9209 nt
Organism: Corvus hawaiiensis (hawaiian crow)
Lineage: Eukaryota; Metazoa; Chordata; Aves; Passeriformes; Corvidae
Gene: ENTREP2
Product: family with sequence similarity 189 member A1
Exons: 17
Coding region: 382-2421 (679 amino acids)
Cellular component (GO): membrane
Source: RefSeq, a predicted model, not a curated record
CGCGGCCGCCCGACAGGUGGGACGCGGGCGGCGACUCCGGGCCUCGGCGCUCUCCCCGCGGUGAGGCGGGCAGGUGCUGUUGUCAGGAUUGAUCGGUGUUGUUUCAUGGAAGAGGCCCCUGUCCCUUGUGAUGAAAUCUGAGAGAAAUCUUUGAAUUAAAAAAAAAUGGUUGUCCUCUCUCCAAUACCCACCCCCAAGCAGAGAUUUGGUGUUUGGUUCCUGGAAUAAAGAGAUGGUCUGUGUAGUGGAGAGACAACGUCAGCAUAAACAGGUCAAGACUGCAGGAGAAAAGCAAGUGAAAGAAUGCACAGUGUGGGAGAAUAGCAGAGUCUGAAGGCACCCAUCACCUCGUGUGUCACUGCUGACUUUGAUACCUGUGUGAUGUUGAGAGGAGCUGCAGAACAUCCCUCUGCCUUAACAGAUCCCUUGAUCACUCCGCAGUAUCAUUUCAGCAUAACCUUUUUCAUGCUGCUCUCUGCAGUGUGUGUGAUGCUGAACUUGGCCGGGUCCAUUCUGUCCUGUCAGAAUGCUCAGCUGGUGAAGUCCUUGGAAGGAUGUCAGUUGAUUAAAUUCGACAGUGAUGGUGUCUGUGUUUGCUGUGAAAUGCAGCAUCAAACAUCAGGCUGCAGUAACUUGGGAGAAACACUGAAACUGAACCCUCUGCAGGAGUGCAAUGCAGUGAGGCUGACCCUAAAGGACCUGUUGUUCAGUGUGUGCGCUCUCAAUAUCAUCUCCACCAUUGUCUGUGCUUUGGCAACAGCAAUGUGUUGCAUGCAGAUGGUUUCUUCUGAUCUUCUGCAAAUGUUUCCCUCUUACAGCGUUUUUCACUUUAAUUUCUGUGCCUUCCAGCAGGAUGAUAUCACACAGUUUCUGCCACAGAGGCCACAUUCUGCCAAUCCUGACUGCAUGACUCCGCAUGGAACUGUCCUGCACCAAACCUUGGAUUUUGAUGAGUUCAUCCCACCAAUCCCCCCCCCACCCUACUACCCACCGGAAUACACCUGCACACCCGGGGGGGAGGCACAGAGAGGUCUCCAUUUGGACUUCCCUCAUUCCCCAUUUGGUGCUUUAUAUGAAGUAACCAUUAAUAGCCCAGGAAUGCUGUAUCCAAGUGAGCUGCCCCCUCCUUAUGAGGCAGUGAUUGGAGAGAUGCCUGCCAGUCAGGUCACUGGUGCUGCUCAGCAAGUGUCGGAAUCAAGUCUAGGGGAGAGGAACGCGACCCCAGAUUUCAGCACACAAGUUUCUGUUGAGAGCACCUCUUUGAUGGUCUCUGGGGCUGUUGAUAUCCCAGACCGUAGCUACUCCUCUGAAGAUCUUUGUUCGCUGGAAGUUCAAGGAUCUCUCCACUCUGCAGAUCUUUCUCCCUACUGCAUAACCCCCAAGGGGGCUGCAGACCUGAGCUGCAGUGCCCUGGAUUGCCACACUCACUGCAGGUUUCACAGAACUCUCUCAGAGGGCUUUCCUGAUGAGGGUGACAGUUCCCACAGCCCAGCCUCUACAGACAGGUCUCAAGGACAGGAAAAGAACUGUACCCAUGGCAGACCCUUGGACUGUUCCUCAGGGAAUUGCAGCCCCUCAGAAAGAGAACUGCAGAGUUCUGCUCAAGAGAGCAGUGCCACGCCGCCUUUGAAGCAAAAGAAAACCUGCUGUGUGGACUUUAGCCAGCCUCCUGCCCCUUUCCAGACCCCUCCCUGUUUUGGGCCUGCAAAUACUUCAUCGUGUGCAAGUGGCCACGAGGCUGCUGUCCAGCAGCAGCACAUUGCAAAACACCCAGCCUCAAACAUCGUCCGAUCCAGCAGUGCCCCCGUGUCCUGUUCAUCUGCCACUGAAGGUGAUAAUUGUGCCUGGACUCCUGUGUGCAGCCAGUGCCAAGAUGCAGGAUUAUUUCCAGCUACAGGAGAAACAGUUCCUGUUUCUGGUUCUCAUACGGCUGCCUCUGCUUGCCAGCAUUCUUUGAGCAGUUUCCUACCAAUUGGAAAACAGAGGGAUACAAGGAAAAUUGAUCUGCACCUAAAGCCAAAUGCUUUUCACACAGUCUCAAAAGAGCGGCCACACUCCUUAGUGGACCUUAAGGCCUAUAAAGACACUAAAAUUUUAGUGGCAAAAUUUUUGGAACAUUCAAACUGUAAUCUCCCUCCAGAAGUACGUCACGUAGUGAACAGCAUACGGUCAGUCAUUAAAUCUGAUGAGAGACACAUGGAAGAAGCCAUCUUCAGUGCCAAUAUCAUUGACCAGGUAAUUACGAGUUCCCAGCAGAAUGUGAACAGCUGCAGAAAGCGGCUCCAGGAAGAUCUGCACCUGCAGAGCUGUGGUGCUCUGAGCUCCCCCGCUGCCCUCGUGCGCCGGCCCCGGCUCGGCCGUGGUUUGGAGCGGGAGAGGCCGCACAGUUUAAUCGGAGUGUGCCGGGAGACCAUCCUUUGAGAAUAUUCACAGACUGGAGGAAGAGGAAAUGGUGAUGGUCCUGCACUACAGCCAGUCUCUAAUGCUAGUGUCAGCCCCCAGAAAGGCCAGUGGCUACCUGAGCUAGUUGUGUGGGAGUUUGCUUUGGAAAGGUGUCAGAGAACGGCUUGGGAAGGAAGAACUGCAAGAGGAGGACCCUGAGCUGCCUGGGUGAUAUGAAAAAUUGUAUCUGCUGGAAAUCUACAGGACCCACUUGUCAGAAGAUUACAUCUCUGUUGGCUUACAAUCUACAGCAUAGAGUUGUUGGAGUCCCCUGCUCUGCCACUUCAGAUACAAGUACCUAUUUCACUACAAACCCAAACCUGGAUAUACAACGGCAGUAAAGGAAGGUCAUCUUCCUUUGUCACAAGAGGUAUGGAAUGGCACAUCGGCACUUUUCACAACAGUGAAACAGGACGUACAGCAGAGAUGUACAGAACUCUAUGGGUCUAUAUAAAAAUUCUAAUCCAUAAUCUUUGUUAGGGAUGAAAAAAGAGAACUGAAAAAUAAACAGCUGAAUGUGUUCCUAAACACCAAAGGAUCAAGAGAGUAUGUUUGAGAGUAUGUUUGAAAGUAUGUACAACUACAGGUCAGUAGUCACAGGGAACCAGGACUGGGUAGAGGGCAGCCUUGUGCCAAGGCAGUAGAUGUUCUCAGGAACUUGGCUUCAGUUAGAAAGAGGUCCAGAAUGGUUCCACCUCAUUCCAAGUGUCUGGAGGCACAUAUGUGUCAUUUUGUGCCAACCCACUGGACUACAGGAUGUGACAAUCCAGGAUGAAUGAUCAGUUUGAUAUCCCACAGGUUAAUUUUGCCCAUGAAUGGCCAUUGACUUCAGAGAUCUCUACAUGACCUAUGUUGUUUAAAUAAAUUGAUUCCAUUUACUUACAUCCUCUGACUCAAAGACAUGGCAGAUCAUUUUGUACUGUUUCUUUCCCUCCUGGGCACCAGGAGUGGUUUCAAUGCAGUCCUGGGAGGCGGAUCUGGGCAUGCGGCGCCGCGCCAUCAGCACCACGAUGUUCCCGAUGUCAGCAAUGUAGGAGAUGGUGCGCAGCGCGUGGUCCAUCAUUGUUUCCUGCACAAAGCAAGGACAAACAAAGCCGUUCCCCAUGCCUGCUGCUCUCCUACAAAUACUGCAGCUCCCCUCUCCUUGACAGCCUGCUGCUUGAGAAAGACAGAAGCUACAGAAGCACUUCCUAUGGGCCCAGACCGGAUAUUCCCUCGGCAAUAGAUGGGCCCCAACUCCCAAUGGAAGCAGAGUGGCUGUUCAAGACAUUGGCUUCAAUGGAAGUGUUGCCUGAGCAAAUACAGCAUGGUGACUACUGUAAAGCAAGAAUGAAGAGCUGUGCUACUGUUUUGUAUAUAUUUUCAUGCUGUUGGAAAAUUAUGUUAUUUCUUUACACAUUUUGCCAUUGUAAAGAUGAACUGUUCUUAAACAGAAAAGGCACAUCUGAAAACUGCUUCUAGCUGGGGUCACCAGUCAGUUUGGAGUUUUUCCAGGAUUUUAUCUAUUGCUCAAACUAGAAACAACCAGAAGCAUAAUAGUUUUACUGAUCAAACUAGUUGAGGAUGUGUCCUGACCAUCUCUGUCCCUCAUCCUGAACAGCUAAAAGCAUCCACCAAAUUCUGUCUGAAUUGGAACAAAAAAAUGUGGUAUGAGAUAGUUCACAAUUUUAGUAAUUUAUAUAAGCAGCAGCAUUCUUUAUAUAAACAGCUUGGCACUAGUUUAGCAUUAGUUGAACAAUUUUCUAAGGUCUAAGGAAGAAGUAUUGUUUUUCAAGUCAACAAAAGUAAUUGUUCUAAGAAUUUCAGUACAAUUUAACUUGUCAGAGAAAACUAUAAAUUAUCAUUGUUUCUUAGAACCACUUGUCUUGCUGAAGAUAAUCACUACCCCUAAAAUUACUGUAAUGAUUCUUCUCAGGCUUGAAGUAAUGCUUAUCCCUAACCUACAAAAAGUAAUGAUGGUUAAGAGGUGGUUUGGGGAGUGUCUCUAAGGGCUGUGGGUACUCAGGAGGAUUUACAGCACUUCUGUCAGAAUGGAGAAAUGUUUUAUAAUGGACAUCUCUCAGCAGGAUGUUGGGAGCUCUGCAGAGAUAAUUGCUUUUCAGCAGUGUGCACCAAGUAUUGUAUAAGGGUGUAAUCAUACAUGUAGUGUGCACAAGAGUGAAUGCACUGGGAAAAUGAAGGCAUUUAAUCUCACCUGCCAAGAAAGGCUUUCUGCCCAUAUCAUCACAUAGAGGUUACUCAAAGGGUUUGGGUUUUUUUUUUUUUAUCUCUUGUAUGGGUGAAAGCAAUCAUUCCCCCCACCCCUCCCAUAUUUUUCCUGUCUAAUGCACUUACAAUUAGGAAUAAGGCAAAUACUAUCUAGUGACUGUAAACAUGUGUUUAUUUUCUACUUACUUUUUCCUUUCUCACUCCAUAUUCCAUUAUACUUUGUCUUCCAUUACCAAUAUCUCUUUUUCACCGCCUCCUUUAUUACUUUCCCAUAAAUCCCUCCACCUCUGCCCAUUUGCCUCCCUAUUCUUUCCCUUAUCCCUUUUCUAGUCCUGUCCAUUCCAUCCUUACUAUCCUUAGAUUUGUCCUUAGAAAUUCAGCCUCUCUCAGCCUUUUCUGAAACCACUGUUCUCUUCUCCUGUCUAGAUCGCCCUUUCUCAGAUUCUUCUCCAUGCAAUUCUUUUAGAAUCUUGUUUGUUGCUUCUCUUGAAACCCAAAGAACAGCUGAAGGAGAAAACCUAAGCAUUCCUCCAAGCUUUAAAGUGCUGUAGUCCCGUGGGAGUGUGAAUUAGACAGCCUAAUGAGUCAGGCGAUUUUAUGGAGCCAAUCACGCACCAGAGGCUCUGCACAUACACAUUUGCGAGCUCUACAUCUUUAUUUUUCUUUCCUCAUUUUCCCAGUUGCUGCACUCCCAGCUUCUCUUCACUGACUGAGCAAGAAGCUGGGAGAGGUUCUGCUAGUUUGCGGCACUGAGUGCAACUCCACAAAGCUGUGGCACAGGGAAGAAUUCCUCUCCUGUCAACAAGGCACAUGGCCAACCCUAAGGCUGCUCCUACUGCGUCCCUACUACACAGGUGCUCGACUUGGGCUGAACGUAUUCAGCAAGUAAAUGCAUAAGCAACUAAAAAGUGGCAGGGGUGCCAUUUCCUAGUGCUGCUGAGGGCAACAGAAUCACCACUGCUGGCUCUCUUCCAGCCUGGGAAUACACCUGACUGGUGCUGCUCAGCAUUUUGAACCUUGCUGCGUGUUAUUUUUCUGAAUGGGAAUUUUACAUUUUCAUUCAGCUGUUACCUCACGUGAGCUAUACAACACUACAGAUGGGUUAAAACCCAUGGCACACGCAUAAAUAGGGUUUAUGUAAUUGAUAAAGCCAUGGAAGUACAGAUUGUCUCUGCCAGCUGCCACCCCAGCUGAAAUAGACCCAUGGUAAUUACGCCAGUCAGGAACUUCACUAGCAGUGAAAAGUGUUACCAAGCCAAAAAUGCUAAAAGUCAUGGACAUAAUUCUGUUACAGCUCUCUGAAAGACACACUGUAAAAAAACCCCAAACAAAACCAAACCAACAAAUAAAAAACACCACCAAAACCCCAGGGCAAGCCCUAGAGAGCCUGGAAUUAGAACAAUUUCCACUAUUACUAUUUUCAUCUGGUUGAACAGCUCAGAUAUGACACCAUUCAUCAUGGAGCAUUGCAUUUUGCAUCACUACAAAUCUCAGGGGAUCAGCAGAGUAAGAUGACAGUUCCUUUGACAGUGUUUAUGGACUACUUCAAAAGACCUUCCCUUUUUAUUUUUAAAAGGAUUGGUAUUCAGCUGAAAUGUUGAACUAUUUAAAGUAAGAAGAGUAACUUCCACCAAGACUAGUCCUUACUCAGCGAAGAGACCGUACCUAUUAACUGCCGUACAUUCAAUCUACAAACUGUAGCUGUUCAUUUAUCAAUAACUGUCUGUAGUCAUCUUUACAUUGAUGAUUAUGAGCAUUUUAUUUUCUGCUAAUGCAAAAAGUAGUUAUCAGCUUUGAUAACAUAAUCUCUGGAUGAUGCAUGUUUACCAUGAGGUCAAAAAAAGGCUGAGCCAUAACCAAUAGUGGUAUUGCUUAUGGUGGAUGAAAUGCAGUUUCAGGAUGAUUUAUGGAUGGCAGGUUCUAAAUAUUGCUGCCCAUGUUAAGAUGGGCUGUUCCACUCGUCUGGUGCAUCUCUUGGGAGUUCUAGUGGCAUGUUAAGGAUAUCUGCUUAUAUUAAAAGAAAAAUAAUCCUUUUCCUGGACAUACUGUCAUUACCCUCAGAUUAAAGGAUAGUAAUGUUCUCCUAAAUUUCAGGAAGAAGAAGGUGCUUCAUAGUUUCCACUGUUAAAAAACCAAAUUAUAUAACAAUUAAAACCAAAACCCUAAAUGUAGAGUGCUACAUUUAUCUUUGCUUAAGUGUCUCCUAUCGUUUCAGCUCAUUUAUUCAUUUAGCCAUAUUUCUGAACUCUGAUCUGAUACACCAAUUUUCAAGUUCAAUAACCAUUUUCUCUUGUUUGUGAAAAUAUUGAACAGUACUACACUAGAGAAACAUGCUUGUGAGUCUCCCUCUGCUUUCUCUUUACAUUGCCACACAGAUAGCAAUAUAUCAGACAUAACACCAUUCUGAAGUUAUUAAGCCUGCUUCUAUCUCUUUCAUCUAGAUCAUAUAAUCUAGAAAAUAUAUGAUACUAAAGCCUUAUUUAAGUGAAGAGAUGACGUGCUGCUUCUGUGCCAUGGACAAAUAUAUUCCGAAACAGAAGAAAACGAUUGAUUUGACAUUAUUUACUUCUGACAAAACGUUGUUAAAAUUGCCCUUUUCAAUGCCUCUCAUUAGAAUGAAAAUUUGAAGACUUUCUGUAAGUAUGAUCAAAGUUAAGAGAUCUUCUGAGAUUACUAGAAAUUAUAUGUAUUUAGUUGUAAAUUCCUCAAAAACUCCUUUUUAUGAAGAUCACCUCUUGUUGAACAUACAAGCAUUCCUAGAAGAUGAGGCUGAUCAUUGCUGUGGUCUCCAGAUGCUGCUUUUAUAUCAAUAGUUAAGAACUUACCUUAGGCAAGAGGAUGGCAAUUUAUGGAAAAAAAUUGAGAUUAAUUGUUAAAAAUGGAAAGAUAUGAAUGGCUAAGUCUAAGCAGAAAAUGACUUCCCUGUUGGACUGUAAAUCUGGGUUCUGAAACUGUUCCAGAGGAAUGGUGUGCAUGCGUUCUGAAAGGCUUUUGAAUCUUUUUUUAAAUUGAAUUAUAGCUCAAUUAUAGCAACAUGCAGACAUCUUCCAACACAUUAAAUAAGCAAAACUGGUGUUAGUCUUACUGUAGUGGCAAUUUUUAGAACAAUAGGAGCUCUUUCUGAAUACUCAGUACCUGAAUUUAUCCAAGUUCAGUAGUGUCCCACUAAUCGUGUAAGAGCAUGGUCUAACUCAACAUUAUUCUCAAAGAGUUUAAAUCCAACUUACCUGUGUGUCUGCAUUUAAAACUUUGAUUCUCUGUGUGGAGAUGAACAGAUCCACUUCAGUCAAGGCCUGGGAAUCUCCCUCUGAAGUCUAAAAGACAGAUACUUUGUUACAAUGGGAUUUUUAAUUUUCUUUUCAGAAUGACAAAUUCACUGACUGCUUCAAGCAUAAUGUGAUGUGAGGCAACUGCACUUUAAACCACUACAGAGAUGGCUAUUCAAAGGUGUUUCUAAAGACAUGCAAAGAGUACAUUUAUUGCAUAGACAGAGUGAAGCCUACUCUGAUUUUCUGGGUAAGAGGGAAUUUGGAGUCCGUGGGACUGACAGCUCAAAUAUUAAAAUUCUCUGUUUAUAGCCAAAACAGGAGAAAAAGUAUGGCUGUUUUUUCCUCACUUUCUCACUGAUGCACUUCAGUACUUGAGGCACCAGACUUAAAAAAGUAGGAGAACUGAGAAAGUGACUUAGGCCCCAUCAGCUGUUUAGCCCUUGCUGCUUUCAGUGAGCUCACCAAAAAAAGUGCAAACUGAUGCUCAGUACUGUGGUGGGGUUUAGGACUUUUUUUUUAUAGCUUUUUUGGUUUUUUCCUAGAAAAUAAAGAACUGAGCACUGAACUAAUGUUUCUGUCAUAUCACAGAAAGACAUCAGGUGACUUUUAGACCACAACUUCUGAGCACUGCUCACUAGGGAAACACUUCCAUACCCCAUCAGAGGGCACGGUCACAGAGUAAGAGGGAUUACAGUGCAAUGCCACACUCCAAAGUGUGAGUCCUGGCUCUGUCCACCUGAGAAAGCAGGAGACGAGGUGGCAAAGCAGCUGCUACCUCUCACUGAAGCGUUGUCCAAGAGCUGCCAUAAUUCUCUAGUCCAGCAGGAACAUAUGUGGUCCUCCAGGCUGCUUGGCCACACAGCACCACUGCAACGGGUACCGAGCAGCACCUGUGGCAGCGGCCUCAGAAUGAAAUGGCCACAGAUUGUCUCAGCCUGGGCUAAAGCCAGGCACCAGUCUCCAGGUCAGACACCGGCUCAUGAUGAGAAUGAUGUAUUUUCUAUUCUUUUUUGGAGUUAUAAAGGCUUAGCUAUGCCUACAAUUCAUUCGGAUUAAUUUUAUUUGAAUUAUCUUACAGCAAAAUACAAAGCAAGCACAUACUUUGGCAGAGACUACUUGUAUUGCUUCCAUCCUUUUGGUGAUAUUUUUGUCAACUGUAUUUAGUUAUCUGAAAUAUUGUUUUUAACUGAGUGCAAUGUUUCCUGUAUGAAUUGUUCCAGCUACUAUGUGGUGAAUUUAUUUUGGUUUUAAAUGUCAACAAUAAUUUAAUAAAUAUACAGUAAGUCACAA